Molecule: messenger RNA, 1760 nt
Organism: Nymphaea colorata (pocket water lily)
Lineage: Eukaryota; Viridiplantae; Streptophyta; Magnoliopsida; Nymphaeales; Nymphaeaceae
Product: thioredoxin-like fold domain-containing protein MRL7L, chloroplastic
Exons: 5
Coding region: 90-1166 (358 amino acids)
Biological process (GO): regulation of DNA-templated transcription; chloroplast organization
Cellular component (GO): chloroplast stroma
Source: RefSeq, a predicted model, not a curated record
AGAGCGAGAAAGAAAGGAAAAGAUACCUUUCCGGGGAAACCGAUAUUUGCAGCCGGCAGGGAUCUUCCAACACGACUACUGUUGUGGACAUGGCUCUUCAAAAGCCAUUGUGGAUUCAAGGUCACAUGGUUAUAGCUCCCUCCGCCGUCAGCCGCUCUUUUUUACCCCAAAAACCGGACACGAGGAGAGUCUGCAGGCUUCUUCUUCCUCACUCGGAUAAAGCAGCAGCUGCCUGUCUUACCAAGUCAUCUGCUGACCCGGCACCACUGUGGAAGAAGCUCAACCUAAAGCAUUUGGCAAGGAAUAGUUUUGUGGUGCAGUCUUCUCAGAUAGAUGCUGCUGAACAUCGAGAUGCUGGGCAAGAAGUUUGCAACAACCGGAGGAAGGAAAGUGGUGACAGCGAAGAAGAAGAAGAUAGUGAUGAAGAUGAUGACAUUGAUGACAGACCAUUUAUAGAUCAAAAAGAGAGGUGGGAGAUGAGGAGGAAAAUACGUCAAAUUAUUGAUGCCAAUCCUAGUGUAGAGGAAGAACGUGGACCUGAAGAGAAGAAAAAGCUGAUGGAACAGCUUCUAAGUGAAUACCCUCUUGUUGUUGAUGAGGAGGAUCCAAAUUGGCCGGAAGAUUCUGAUGGCUGGGGAUUCAACUUGUCGCAGUUUUUUAAUAAGGUAACUAUAAAGAAUGUCAGGAAGGAUGAUGAAGACUAUGACAGCGAAAAGGAAAUUGAGUGGCACGAUGAUAAUUAUAUCCGAGCAGUGAAAGAUAUCAGUAGCAAAGAAUGGGAGGAGACAGUCUUCAAGGACAUUAGCCCGCUGAUCAUUCUUGUUCACAAUCGAUACAAAAGGCCAAAGGAAAACGAAAGGGCAAGAAAUCACUUGGAGAAGGCAGUACAAAUUUUCUGGGAUUCGGGAUUACCUUCACCUAGAUGUGUCGCCAUAGAUGCUGUUGUAGAGGAUGACCUCGUUGCAGCUUUGAAGAUCUCUACCUUCCCUGAACUCCUCUUUACCAAAGCUGGCAAAAUAUUCUAUCGUCAGACAGUGAUCUCAAAUGCAGAUGAACUGUCUAAGAUAAUGGCAUUCUUCUACUAUGGGGCAACACGGCCUGCUUGCCUUAGUGAAACUGAUGGCGAGGUCAAAGAACUGAUUCCUGCACUGCCAGGGAGAUCGUGAUACGUAGUUGGCAAGGGGUGGAAUUAGCCAUCAAAUUAUUUUCUGAGUGCAUAUAUUGUCUGUUUAUGAUUGAGUAGAUAAACACUCAGAAUGAAGAUGGAAGAUAGCAGAAAAAAAGGCGGUUGCUAUGUGCAUCAAUCUGUAACUCCAGUCAGGGCAGCUUAGCUGCAUAUAGCAGUUGCUUACAUGAAGCAAAUAUGCAUCUUCUGUGAAAAGGAAGCGAGGGUAUGAAGAGUUGAAACCAGAUGGUAGUGACCAUGUGUAAGCAUCGACCUUGAGCUAUAUUGCCAAGAGGGCUCUUAGAAGAGCUCAAAAAAUGCAGCGCAGAACCAUGAGCUAUGUUGCCAAGAGCACUGUUUGAACCAUGAUCUAUACUGCCAAGAGAACUCGAUAUACUGACAUGGAUCGAAUAUGACGAAGGGUUGACGGUUCUUGCCCUUGGCUGUCAUAAACAUUGUCAUAAUGGCGUCAUUUCAAAUGCAAAUUGAAAAAAAAAAAAAGAAUGUAACAUGAUAAGCUUUCAUCUCUUGGGGAUCAAAAUCCAAUCACAACUACCAAAUAGUUCUGAUAUAAGGUAUUUGAAGAUUUCGCAUA